Molecule: messenger RNA, 2424 nt
Organism: Caenorhabditis angaria
Lineage: Eukaryota; Metazoa; Nematoda; Chromadorea; Rhabditida; Rhabditidae
Source: the annotation of a GenBank genome assembly
AUGGCAAAUCGGUCUUGUAUAUGUCAAGUUCUAGCAGCUAUUAUUUUUCUUAUUGGUGCCGGUUUACUAACAGCUGGUUUAGUUAUUGUAUUAGGUGUUUUCCCAACGGCAGUCAAUAAUCAAAUAAAUGAGGUAUGGGAAGUUUAGAGUGAUAAUUACAAUUUCCUUUUCAGCAAAAAGUAUUAGGACUGAAUAGCGAUGGAACAUAUAAUUCAUUCACUGAUAGUUGGGUCAAUAAUAAAUAUAUUUCAACGAUGCAAUAUUGGGUUUUCAAUUAUACAAAUACAAUUGGUAUUCAGAAUAGAGCUAUUUUCCCAGAUAUGAUUGAAAAAGGACCAUAUGCAUAUGAGUGAGUUGUUGGAAAUAAGAUUUUUUUUAUUAAUACAUUUUCAGUGAAAUCAUAAAAAUGGAUAAUAUUGCGUUUUCCGAGGAUGGUGAAUUUAUGAAUUUCCGACAAGUCCAAACAUUUGUUUUCAACCCAAAUAAGUCUUGUGCAGGUAUUUUCAUCACAGGGUAUAUUUUUUUCUUAAUUUUCCUUUUAUUUUUUGUAGAUUGCGACCCAUAUAAAGACAAAAUCCUUAUUCCGGAUAUUGGUUUCCAAGUUGGAAUUGAUACAAUUGAUACAGCUUUGCACAAUCUUUUAUAUAAUCAACCGAUUGCAAAACUUCUUUGCCAGAAAAUUAUGCAGGUUAGAUUUGUGAAACCAUAAAAUGAUAUUGUGUUCUUCAAUCUUUUCGUGGUGUCUUUUUAUCAGAGAAAAUUGAUAAGGUUGUAAAAUAAUAUAAAAUAAAAACAUGGAAAAUUCAGGGGCGAAACGUGGCAGAUCCAGUGAAAGCUUGUCAAAAUAUUGCCGCAUUGAUUGAAGGAGAACUUGGAACUAUGAUGACAUUGUUUGGUGUUUCACCAUUUACCACUGUGGUGAGUUAAAUGUGAGAAGGUUGAUGUGAAUCUGCAAUUUUCAUGAUGAAAUUUUUUUUCUCCAAAAGAAGGUGUUUUCAGACUGUUGAUCAAUUGUUGUUUUCUGGAUACAAAACACCAAUUAUUGAUGAUUUUGUGAAUGAAGCUAUAGCAAUUCUCAAAUUCCUUCUACCAGUUUUGCCACUGAAACCUCUUGCAAACCCUCCAAUUCAAUUAAAUGUGAGUUUUUUUAAAAUCAAAACUGUCAAAAUUAUUCUCCAAAAAAAUCACCAGAAUAAGGGGCAAAUCGAGUCUUAACAUUCUUUAUUCUCUGGAAAAUUGAAAAAAAUUACAUAAUUACAAAAAAAAAGAAAUUUUUCAGCCCCUCAAUGGAACUAGCGAUGUGUUGUACACUGUCUUAACUGGUAAAACCGAUCCUCUUCAAGCCGGAUAUAUCACCCAAUUUUCCUCAAUGACGAAUCAAACAUUAGGAUCAAUUGGUGACACUUUACCACCAUCUUGGUGGCCAUAUUCAAAUUCGACGUACUGUAAAGAUUCAAAAAGUGCCCUCAAACUCACAGGAACUAGUAAGUUUUUUUUUGUUGAAAAAAUUAAAUCAACUUUAAAUAUAUUUUUAGACGCUGAUUUCUUCAAAAACUUCAUCAAACCUAGUGAAAACUUGCCAGUUUAUAUUUCCGAUAUUUGUCGAUCGGCAAUUUUAUCAUACGAUGGAGAUGUCACAGUGAAAGGUAUCAAAGCUUAUCGAUAUGUUUUGCCACCAUCUCAGUUUGACUAUACCCUUGAUGAAAAUUGCGGGUAAGUGUGAAACUUAAAUUUAAUAAACUUCAGAAUUUUUUUAAAGAUUCUGCAUCCCAUUGAAGUAUGGUGCUUACGAAUAUCCAGCUGAAAGUGCUUGUUUGCCAAGUGGAUUAUUGGAUAUUAGUGGAUGUACUGGUGCUCCGAUUGUUAUGUCGAAACCACAUUUUUAUCAAGCUGAUAAAAUUGUGAAGAAGUUUGUGCCGAGAUUCAAACCAGAUUAUGAUACUGAUCAGACUACUAUUGAUAUUGAACCGGUAAGUGAAUAAUUUUGAUGAUAUUUCAAAAAAAAAAUGAUUCAAUAAUUUUGAGGAUCUGAACAAGUCAAAUCGUAUUUUUGAAGUUUUUAUUUAACGCAUCCCUCUCUUCACUUUUAUAACUCGUGAAAAUUUACCAUUUCAGAACUCUGGAACUGUUCUCCAAGCCCAGAAAAAGUUACAAAUCAACAUGCUCGUCAACCAAUACAAAAGAAUCAAAUCAUUUUCCGUAAUGCGACCCGGAGCAUAUCCACUUGCUUGGUGUAACGAAUCAUUCUACAUGGAUCAAAACACCGAAGACCAAUUGAAUACUCAAUUAUUCGGACCAAUAAAUACAGUGGAUACAAUUUGUUGGAUAGCAGUUGGCCUAGGUUCCGGUCUUAUUCUUCUAUCAAUUGUUAUGAUUGUGGUGUCGAUUUGUUGUUUCCGCGAAGAUCAUAAGAAAACCUCGUAA